AGGGCAGCAGUGCAUGCAUCGAUGCGGACACGCUGCCGCGGCGCUGGAGUCAUACGCGCGCUCUCGGGUCGAAGCGAUGCGCUGCAGCGCCUCGGCUGCAGCGAGGCAUCCUCCCGAGAAGCCAUACGCGACGCCUAUUACAACCUCGCGAAGGCGUGCCACCCGGACCAGGGCGGCUCAGCGGCUGAGUUCCGCGCCUUGGCGACGGCAUAUGAGUGCGCGCUGCGCAGCGGCGACGACGACGACACUGCGGAUGCGACGCCCGCGCACGGCUUCGCUGCGGACGACCCGCUGGCCGUCUAUGUGCGCGUCGAGCGCGAACGCGCCGCAGCACUGCGCCGGGAACUCGCGGAAGCCGCGAAAUUGAACUCGGGCGGCCUCGACAAGGGCGGCAUGUGGUGGCUCGCGGAGCAGAUGGCCGGCGAGGAACCCGAGCCGGAGGCGGCGCCGCGGCCGCCGAAACAGGUGGGAGCCGCCGCCGCGCCCGCAGUCUUCCGCGCCAACGAUAGCGUCUGGGCGGCGAUGCGGGGCGAGACAAUACGGUUAGGUAUCACCGCUGAAAAAGUGGACGAGCUCGGGCUAACCACAGACAAGGCCUUCGUAGACCUCGCGCAGCUCGACAGCUUCACGCUGCCUGGGAGGCCGUUCGCGAUGGUCGAAGGUCCAAACGGCACCGCGCAGCUCGAAUCUCCGGUCGCUGGCGUCGUAUCCGCGCGGAACGAAACUCUGAUAGAGAACCCCGGUCGCCUCGCGCGAAACGCGGAGUGCGUCGACGGCGCCUGGCUCGUCGAGGUCGACGGAGACGCGGACGAGCUGGAGGACCUCCCCGAGCGCGCACCCACGUAA
Pelagomonas calceolata is the source of this 846-nucleotide messenger RNA. Lineage: Eukaryota; Pelagophyceae; Pelagomonadales; Pelagomonadaceae. The record is from the annotation of a GenBank genome assembly.